Molecule: messenger RNA, 6301 nt
Organism: Symsagittifera roscoffensis
Lineage: Eukaryota; Metazoa; Xenacoelomorpha; Acoela; Convolutidae
Exons: 8
Coding region: 1464-5426 (1320 amino acids)
Biological process (GO): regulation of apoptotic process
Molecular function (GO): protein binding
Source: RefSeq, a predicted model, not a curated record
CCUAGCCUGUGUUGCUCCAUUGCACUACUACUGUGUACUGUUAAUUUUUCAUUAUUUUUUGAGUUUUUAAUUCCAAACACCGUCGUAGCACAUAUCAGUCUACGUUUUAAUUUCCUUCCACCAGUCCAAUUUGAUUCCAUUUUUUGUUUCUUUCUUAUUCCGUCCUGAUAAAAUUGUGAGAGGUUCAAAUUUGGCUUGUCUAUUUGAAAAUUUCAACAGCCUAUCUGACAACUUCUUGUUUUUUUUGUUCGCUUGGAUUUUUUGAUAUGGUUUUUCUGGGUGGGGAAUAAGUUUUAGUUGAACUGAUUUUCGUCUGAUUUUUGUCCCUAGGAAUCAAAGCAAGUUAAAUACCAAUCAGCAAUCAAGUGUCAAAUGGUCUUCGUUCUAAGAUUUCGUUCAGAGAAAUGGACAAAUCAUUUUGAAUUCGAACAAUUCCGUUUUGGUCGUCAAAAAUUUAUUCUAAAAAUACAGAAUUAGUGAUUAGAUGGGUUUUGCCCUUGUAAUUCUUUUGUCCUAACUGCAAGUCGUAUUCUCGCUUUUGGACAGUUUGAAUUAGAUUUAACACCAGCACAACAUUGUAACCCAUUGCUAACCGUGACGUGAUUAUGAUUGGAAAGGGAAUUAGAGGCUCCUAAAUUCAUUAUUACUCUAUGCACCAUUGUGAUAUUUUAUACAAGAGACUUACCUUCGCUUUUCCAUACCAAUGUACAAUACAAACCUCAUGAACAACACAAAACGGCAAUGGUCAUUACGGUUGUGCAGUUUUGCACUUCGCUUAUGAUCAGCAGCAUCCAAUGUGUUACAAGUGGUCAAUUCACAAUUCAUUCGACACGAAAUUUGUUCACUUUUGUUUUACGGUGCCCACUUAACAUGCCAUAACCAUUGCUUCUUCCCCAAUACAUUAAAUGGGCAUAGCCGCGCCCAAUCAGAAUAGACUGAAGUACAAUCUGCACCGCCUCCCUUCCUUUCUCUUUUGGACAACAGUGUGCAAUGGCUUAUAGCUCUGCAAUGCUCCUAUGUUUAUGCUCGGUGUUCUCUAUUCUUCUAGCAUCCUUCGGAAGUAAUCGCUCAAAACAUUCCACCUUAUUCCAGCCGCAAAAGUCUCAGAAGUAGAGGUGCCGCAGUCAUUUUAUAACUAUUGGUUGCUAAGCAUCUAUUAUACCACGCGACUACAUUUGCUUUUUUAUUUCUAUUUGCAAUAUUAUCCGAAAUGAACACUAGUAAAGAUGUAUUUCUUUUAAAAUAUCCAGGGCUCUGUUAUAACUGACCUGAAGUAUUUUGCUUUGAUUUCAUUGAUAAUUGUGUUUUCAAUUAAAACUGGAUCGGGUUCAAGUUUUCAAUUGAAACUGGAGCGGGUUCAAAAUUCGGCGGGGUCAAGUUUGAGUCAGAGUCUUGGUUGCGACGAUUUAAUUGACCGCACCUGAUGUUGGUGUUGUUUAUUAUUUGAUGAUUACUUGUCUAAUAUGAGUAGUGGCAACUUGCUACAAGCGGCCGCCAGCAAUUCGUACCAUGUGCCGUCGCCUAAAUCUCUCAGCCACGCCUCAAGGGGCCACAGUCAUUCAGGGUCCCACUUGGACAAACCAAGUCCCCCUUUGACCACUUUCGUGGGAUACUCACCGAUUAAAAUGCAUCCCCAAAACAACCAUUAUCAUCAUCAAGGUCCCAACAGUAUUUACAACAGUAGACUGCACGCGCAUAGUCAGAGUCAAAGUCCCCAAAUGGCGCCCAGAAGUCAUCAUCAUGUGCGAAUGUCUAUAGACGUCGGACACUCAAGUCCCUCUCACUCGGUGUGCGACGGGCGACAAAGACCUGUCAGUCCCCUGGUCACUGGCGGGGGAGGGGGUAAUAAUGGUCAGAACGAUUAUGCAGUUCCUAGUUUGUUUCAGAGCAACUCGGGGCAUACUCGUGACACGCUCAACAAUGCGGCUAUGUCUUCAGUGAACAAGACUCAGCCCGCCAACGGCUCAGUUGCAGUGUCUUCUACAUCACAGGGACAGGGAAACAGCAAUAGCUCUCAGUCUCAAUCAAACCACACACAUAGUUUAUCUCUGGGAACAGAUCCCCUGGGUAAUAAUAACAGUGCCCAUAGUCAGAAUCAUCUCAGAGCAGUCACCGGAGGGGUUGGGUCGCUAGGCACAGGUCCCAUCAGCAGUAGUAGCAGUGGUAACUCGCACCAUCACAGACCUUCAGUUCACCAUUCUGGGAGUGGGGCAACAGGCAGAAGUAGUAGUUUCAAGAAGGACGACAAAAUAUCCAGCAAGCUGAAGAAGGCCAUCCAGGAGAAGGUGUCGGGCAAGAGUGCGACCGGGGACUACAUGCAGGAUGUGGACUCGGACUGGUGUCGCUUCUCGGAUGCGAUGUUGAGUCGGAGUGCAGAGGCCAUCCGGAGACUGGGUCCGAAGAUAGAGCGGGACAUAGAUGUCGCAGAGAGACUCACGGCAGUCAUCUGGGAGAACUUGCGGAACCCUGUCAGCAACCCGCUAGUGAGACAAGACAACGACGACGUCUGCCACCCCUGCAAGCGACAGUAUCUCUCCAUGCACACAGGUAGGAGAUGUAUACAUCGCAUAGUGAAAGUCUACAAGCUAUUGGCCAAAUGUGGAAUCAGCAACCAGCUUCUUUUAUACACAGCUGUAGAAAAACAAGCCUACGACGUAGUCAAAUUCCUACUUCAAGAAGCCUCGGCCAACGUCAAUGGCGAGUACCCACCCGGAUCACGCAUGACGCCAAUCCUUUAUGCUCUGGACCCCUCUGGUAUCUUUGGCUAUAUCCAUGCUGGCCAGUACAAGCGCCGGAACUUAACUUAUUCCAAAGAGGACUUCAUGCGAGUAUGCAUCGAAGAAAUGAGUUCAGAACACGACCCCCACGCAGAGUUGUUUGAGAUACUAGUAGCGACUGGGUCCAAUUUGAACGUUAGAGAUCCGGACGGAAAUUGUCCAGUGCAUAGACUGGGAAUUUGCAAGUACGAGAGUUCAAAACACGUGGACACCAAGAUUUUGAAGAUCAUGCUAUCCUGUAAACACUUCGACAUCAACGCCAGAGGUGCAUUUGGCUAUACUGCACUGCACAUCUACGCGAUGAAGAACUGCGAGGAGGAAGCGAGACUUUUGGUGGAUAGAGGGGCGGAUCUGGACGCACAGAAUGACGACGGAGACACGCCACUGCACAUCGCGCUCAAACUGGCACAUAUCAAAAUAGCUAUGAUCCUGAUCAAGUCCGGCUGCGAUGUCAACAGACAGGGCGCACACGGCAACACCCCGCUGCACUAUUGCGUCCAGAGACCAGACUGGCACUACGUCAUCACGGAGCUGAUCAACAACGGAGCCAUUAUCAACAUCACCAACGACAAGGAAGAAGCACCAUUACAUCUAGCUGUCAAACACCCUCAUGUCUGUAUGCACUUAAUAGACAACGGAGCACUGGUGAACAAACAGAGAACAGACGGAUCAACAGUGCUACAUAUGUUCGCGAGAGCGGGUAAUUACGAGUGUGUGAAGAUGAUGCUAGAUGCGGAUGCAGACGCCAAUCUUCCGACUGUAGAUGGUGAGAUCCCUUUGCACUUGGCGGUGGACCACCCGAGGAUACUGAAGUUGCUGUUGAACUAUGGCUGUGACGUGGACAAGCAGGGCCUAGGAGGCAACUCUACGUUGCACUACUGCGCCGUCACUGGCAACCUCAGUGGGAUCCAAGCCUUAAUCCAGUGUAGCUCCAAUGUGAACCUGGUCAACGACACGGGCGACAGUGCUCUCCACGUGGCUACCAAAUUCCCGGACAUUGUUCGGUGUCUGCUGGAAGCACAAGCCAACGUCAACCUCCUCAACUGCAUAGACAGACUGCCACUCCAUUGUGCGGCCCUGGAACUGGAACACUGCGAGAACUGGUCUGCCCUGGUGGAGAGUGUGGAGUUGUUGUUGGACGAGGGAAGCGAUGUAUCGACUGUGGAUAGGUCCGAGUGCACGCCAUUGCACUACAUUACAGCAUUCCACCAUCUCGGAAGAUCAAGGUGCUCUGACUCAACAAUUCACACACGUGACUUCAACUACGAUCUGCUGCGUCUAGUGCAGAAGAUACUGGAGACAGACAACGGACUGGUGAACAGAAAAGACAGCAAAGGUUGCACUCCGUUACACAUCGCCAUCGAGAACGGAGACCUGGAACUGACCGAGGUGCUUUUAAAUCACCACGGGGAUCCCUACAUUCAAAACAAGUACGGCCAGACUUGUUUUGAUAUCGCCAAGACCUCACAUGUGAAAGAUGUGGCACCGGAGAUUGCGGUUCUAUUGAGUAGCAAAGAGGCCAUGAUGAAACACGGAGGCAUGAACUCCUAUGGUAUGCAUGGUAUGGGAAUGGGCGACGGGUGCUACGGGGGAGGAGGAGGGGGAGGCGGCAUUUCGUCUGUGGUAGUCAAUGGAGACCAGGUGCUGGGGGUGCUAGAAUGUCUUCUCGAGUCCAUCGAUGACGAACAAGAGCGGGAGGAACUUGGGGAGGCGGUGGGUGUUGUGAAAGGAGUACUGGACAAGUACGGUCUGCCCCCCAACUGUGUGCUGGGAGUGGGCGUGGGUGGAGUGGGUAUUGGGGGAGUAGGUGGUGCUGCAGGGGCGGGAGGGGGACUGUCGAAGGAGCACAGGGAGACUGUGAAGCAGGUGAGGGGCACUCUGCUGGAGGAGAUGAGUCCCCUCUACAUCAUUGAUGCCUUCCUCAACCAAAGUGUUCUUAGCAGCGGGGCGGCGGCCGACAUGAAAAGUGCGGGCAGCAGGAGACUUCAAAGUGAGCGACUUCUCUCCUUCCUCGUCUGCAGUCCAGACCAAAUGUUCGACCUAUUCUACAACACACUGCGACACACAAACCAGUCUCAUCUAGCUGACGUCCUAGCCCAACAUGCUCACUGCAUGUGUCACAAUUUCUCACACAGCAACAACAGCAGUAGCAGCAGUCAUUAUGCUUCUCACCACCACGCCCAAACAGGUAGUCAUCGAAACACAAACAACAACAACAACAUGGCGCUCCCCUCAGGGGCUGGUAUGCACGCGGCCACCCAAUCGCAGCACACUCACGCUGCCAACUACAACAUGCCCCCCUCACACUCUCCGUCAACAGAGUUAUUAAGCAGUAGUGAGAAUAUACCCCCACCCCCGCACCCCAACGUUGUAGGACCAGGGGGUGGUGGUAUUUCUACUCAAAUGAACGGAGUGUGCUCUUCACAAAUGGCUGCUCAACAACAUACAUAUUCCACUUCGUAUGCAAGAAGUAGAGCUCCGAUCCCGCCUCCCCCUCCUCCGCCCAUAGGAGGGGGGACCUCGACCAGAUUAGGAAGUUCAUCGCCCACUAAUAUGUCUGGUGGAGUCCUCUCAAUACACAACCCAGCCAAUUCCUUACUAAUGAGGCCACCAUCUGCUAGUCCCCCACCUACAAUGGGUGAAAGUUAAUGGAUGAAAAGGGGGGGGGCGAACAUUUUAGAUGUGACCCUGUUUCGGGUCUAUUGUUUCGGGUCUAUUGAUCCAUGAACUGAAACUUGCCGGUCAAGUUCGGAGUGUUGGAACCGAAUCUAAUCUUAUGUACAGUGGCUUUACUCUAAUGACAACGACUUGCAAGAAGUUCAACUUUAUCUUGUGUACUUUCAAAUAAUGACAGUUUAGGGACGGUUGUGUCCGGCCGGAAACAGCCGGUUCCCCUCAAAAUCGACUUAUUAAAUGAUGUUUAAUUCGUAAUCUAUCUCUAUUUUUCUCGCUUCUAUGCAUCUGUAGACCUAUCUCUUAAUGUCUCAGUGAUCCCAACUGUUACUAGUAAUUUAUGAGCAAACUUCAAUGUCAUAAACAUCAUGCUACCACACAAGGGCGAGAAUGUGAACCUAAUCGCAAUAGCUGUAUUGAAAGGGUUUAGUUCAAGGAAUAGAUGAAACAAGUUAGCUCGAAAAGGACAAUAAAGAUUGAGAUCAGUUUGAAGUAGAGACGGACGGAUGCAAUAUACGGUUUUCUUCUUCUUUUCCAUUUGACAUCAGCAGUGAUGCUCUGUUCUUUUAAUAAUUAAUUACAACAAAACAGUCCAUCGUCUAUUUAGUCCAACUUACAAAUUUAAAUAACAUUAAAAAUUCAAUUCUACUGUGCAAUGUUUCAAUUCAGUUAAACCCACCUUUGCUAUAUUUUAUUGCAGCAAUCCGUUUAUAGUGCAAUAUAAAGAUUUCUAUGUAAAUAAGUAGUCUUUUUAAUAGAAGAUAGCGCUCUUUUCAAUAGCGUAUUUGUAUUUUUAUAUUAGAUCCAUUUAUAAAUUCAAUCCAGCAAUGAAUUGCAAAAUUUGAAUCAAA